Messenger RNA from Saccostrea echinata, 870 nucleotides. RefSeq lists its product as uncharacterized. NCBI's taxonomy places the organism in Eukaryota, Metazoa, Mollusca, Bivalvia, Ostreida, Ostreidae. The coding region runs from base 1 to 870 and encodes 289 amino acids. The record is from RefSeq and is a predicted model, not a curated record. The transcript has 3 exons.
AUGGACAACUUGAAUCUGUUGGAUGGAUUCUGUAUUCCUAGAAUGUACGUACCAACUUCAUACAGUCAGAUGAAAGUACCGGAAGUGUUAAUUUUUUCCGAUGCUUCAGAGAAAGCCGUAGGUGCAGCUGCUUAUCUCAAGACAACAGAUGACCUCGGUCAACAGCAGUUGGGGUUCAUUAUGGGCAAAUCCAAAUUAGCACCUUCAGCUGGUAAUAGUAUAUCUCGCUUAGAGCUUUGCGGAGCAGUCCUGGCGACAGAAAUUGGGCAGUUCCUUGCAGAACAGCUUGAGAUACUUCCAAAUAAGAUGAAAUAUUUUGUUUAUAGCAAUGUUGUUCUCGGUUAUAUAAAAAAUGACACACGGAGAUUUUAUACCUAUGUUAGCAAUAGAGUAGCCAGGAUUCCUCAUGCUACUUCACCAGAACAAUGGAAUUAUGUGACUACUCACUUGAAUCCUGCAGACGUUGCUACAAGGGAUGUGUCACAAGACAUUUUGACAGCCAUACAAAUAUGGUUGAAAGGACCUGAGUAUAUCUUAAAUGGCAUGGAAACAUCAAAAGAAGAACCAGAAAUGUUUCCCCUCAUUGAACCAGAUUCUGAUAAAGAAAUCCGUCCAGUUUCUCCUAUUAAGUAUGUAAGAGACGGCAAUCUUGCAGUAAAGUCAAUACUCUUGAAGGACAACAGCACAGUUGCCAAAGUUUGUCUUUUUGACAAACUUGCAGAAAAUGAGUAUGCCGAAGGAAACAAUUUGCAAAUUACAGCAGUGUAUCCAAAGAAGUACUUAGGUGUUGAUCAGUUGACUGCAACUGCAGUAUCAAAAUGUCAGUUUUUAUCUGACCAAAAUUUCCCCGAGAUGAUUGAAGAAGAUUAA